Abrus precatorius (Indian licorice) is the source of this 3231-nucleotide messenger RNA. RefSeq names its product probable LRR receptor-like serine/threonine-protein kinase IRK. The record is from RefSeq and is a predicted model, not a curated record. NCBI's taxonomy places the organism in Eukaryota, Viridiplantae, Streptophyta, Magnoliopsida, Fabales, Fabaceae. The transcript has 2 exons. Gene Ontology annotation, molecular function: ATP binding; protein kinase activity; protein binding. The coding region runs from base 102 to 3029 and encodes 975 amino acids. Gene Ontology annotation, biological process: protein phosphorylation.
UCUGAAGUUGGGUUUUGCUUCCCUUGUCCAAAUUCGAAGUCUUUAAUCAGCUGGUCUUGUUUUUCCGAGCUCAAUUUCACAUGGGUGCUUAGUGUUAGAAAAUGCGAGCGAUAUCCAACAUGAGAGUUUUUGUUCUGUGCUUGUUCUCGUUGCUUUGUGUGGUAGUGACCGCAUUGAACCCGUCUCUGAACGACGACGUUUUGGGGCUGAUUGUGUUCAAAGCCGACAUCCAAGAUCCGAAGGGAAAGCUUGCAUCUUGGAACGAAGAUGAUGAGAGUGCAUGUGGGGGUGGUUGGGUUGGGGUGAAAUGCAACCCUAGAUCCAACAGGGUGGUGGAGCUUAACCUUGAUGGGUUCUCUCUCUCUGGAAGAAUAGGUAGAGGCUUGCAACGCUUGCAGUUUCUGCGUAAGCUUUCACUGGCUAACAACAACCUCACUGGGGGCAUAAGCCUCAACAUCGCUAGCAUUGAUAACCUUAGGGUCAUUGACUUGAGUGGCAAUAGUCUCUCAGGGGAAGUGCCUGAUGAUUUUUUCCGACAAUGUGGGUCUCUUAGGAGUGUUUCCUUGGCAAGGAACAAGUUUUCUGGGAAUGUUCCUUCUACUUUGGGGUCAUGUUCUGCUCUUGCUUCGGUUGACCUUUCUCUUAACCAGUUUUCUGGUUCUGUGCCUCCUGUGGUUUGGUCUUUGAGUGCACUCAGGUCUCUGGAUUUGUCUGGGAACUUGUUGGAGGGUGAGAUUCCGAAAGAGGUUGAAGCGUUGAAGAACUUGCGGAGCAUUAGCUUGGCGAGGAAUCGGUUUUCUGGGACGGUUCCUGAUGAAUUUGGAAGCUGCUUGCUUUUGAGGUCUUUUGAUUUGGGGGAGAAUUCUUUUUCUGGCGGCAUCCCUGGUGGUUUCAAGGAACUCUCCUUGUGUGGUUACCUUAGUUUGCGUGGAAAUGCUUUCUCAGGAGAGAUUCCUGAGUGGAUUGGCGAGUUGAAAGCGCUUGAGACAUUGGAUCUCUCGAACAAUAGAUUUUCUGGCCAGGUGCCAUACUCUAUUGGAAAUCUUCAGUCGUUGAAGAUGUUGAAUUUUUCAGCAAAUGGUUUCACUGGUAAUCUGCCAGAGUCUAUGGCAAAUUGCACAAGACUUUUGGCAUUGGAUGUUAGCCGGAAUUCAAUGUCUGGAGGUCUUCCAACAUGGAUUUUCAAAUCAGAUUUGGACAAGGUUUUGGUAUCAGAGAACAGACCGAGUGGUAGCCUGAAAGGCCCUUUGUUUUCCUUGGCUGAAGUUGCGGUUCAAAGUCUUCAAGUUUUGGAUUUGUCUCACAAUACAUUUUCUGGUGAAAUCACGUCUGCUGUUGCAGGUUUAAGCAGCUUGCAGGUUUUGAAUCUAGCAAAUAACUCUCUUAAAGGUCCUAUACCAGCUGCAAUUGGUGAAUUGAAAACAUGUUCUAGUCUUGAUUUGAGUUAUAAUAAGCUAAACGGAAGCAUACCUUGGGAAAUAGGAGGAGCUGUGUCCUUGAAAGAACUGAUAUUGGAAAAGAACUUUCUUAUUGGGAAAAUUCCAACAUCAGUUGAGAACUGCUCUUUGUUAACAACUUUGAUUCUGUCCAAGAACUGGCUUAGUGGCCCAAUACCUGCAGCAAUUGCAAAACUUAUCAACCUGCAAUCUGUGGACUUGUCAUUUAACAACCUUACUGGAAACCUUCCUAAGCAAUUGGCCAACCUUCCCAAUCUUCUUACCUUCAAUUUGUCUCACAACAACCUUCAGGGUGAACUGCCGGCAGGUGGUUUUUUCAACACCAUUUCUCCUUCCUCUGUUACUGGCAAUCCAUCCCUUUGUGGCUCUGCAGUGAACAAAUCUUGCCCUGCCGUCCUCCCAAAGCCUAUUGUCCUAAACCCCAACACUUCUACUGACUCUGGCCCGGGCUCAUUGCCUCCAAAUUUGGGCCAUAAAAGAAUCAUCCUCAGCAUUUCUGCACUCAUUGCCAUUGGUGCAGCUGCUGUCAUUGUAAUUGGUGUCAUUAGCAUUACUGUUCUCAAUCUCCGUGUUCGGACCUCCACAUCUCGAUCUGCAGCUGCCCUUGCAUUUUCUGCAGGGGAUGAAUUCAGCCAUUCCCCAACCACAGAUGCCAACUCUGGCAAACUUGUCAUGUUUUCAGGUGAGCCUGAUUUUAGUUCUGGUGCACAUGCUUUGCUUAAUAAGGAUUGUGAGCUUGGGCGUGGAGGGUUUGGGGCAGUGUACCAAACAGUUCUUAGAGAUGGACGUUCAGUUGCUAUAAAGAAGCUCACUGUAUCAAGUCUUGUCAAGUCUCAAGAAGAUUUUGAAAGAGAGGUGAAGAAAUUAGGAAAAGUCAGGCACCAAAAUCUUGUGGAACUUGAGGGUUAUUAUUGGACUACAUCACUGCAGCUCCUCAUAUAUGAGUAUGUCUCGGGUGGUAGUCUGUAUAAGCAUCUCCAUGAAGGUUCAGGCGGAAACUUCCUCUCAUGGAAUGAGAGAUUUAACGUCAUUCUUGGGACAGCAAAGGCCUUAGCACACUUGCACCACUCCAACAUUAUUCACUAUAACAUUAAGUCAACCAAUGUCCUUAUUGAUAGUUAUGGUGAACCCAAAGUAGGUGAUUUUGGUCUAGCAAGGCUGUUACCAAUGCUAGAUCGUUAUGUCUUGAGCAGCAAAAUUCAAAGUGCACUUGGCUACAUGGCACCUGAGUUUGCCUGCAAAACGGUGAAAAUCACUGAGAAAUGUGAUGUAUACGGGUUUGGAGUCUUGGUCUUGGAGAUUGUUACAGGGAAGAGGCCUGUUGAAUACAUGGAGGAUGAUGUGGUGGUACUUUGUGACAUGGUGAGAGGGGCUUUAGAAGAGGGCAGGGUUGAGGAAUGUAUUGAUGAGAGGCUCCAAGGGAAGUUCCCAGCAGAAGAAGCUAUUCCUGUGAUGAAGCUAGGCUUAAUAUGUACUUCUCAAGUGCCAUCUAAUAGGCCUGACAUGGGCGAAGUGGUUAACAUAUUGGAGCUGAUAAGAUGUCCCUCAGAAGGACAAGAGGAGUUGGGAUGAAUUAACUAGUAAUUUUCUCUUUAGUAGAAGGAUAGAAAAUGGGUUGUCCGGGGAAGAAGAAUCCGGUUUUAUUUAUUAGAGAGAGAGAGAGAGAGAGAGAAAGAGAGAGAGAGAUUAUUUGUUGAAAAAUGUUUACUUUUCAUUGUAAUAUUUUUCUUGUUAGUCUCUAGUUGUUUGUUUUAAGAUUUCUCUGUUAUGCUAC